Messenger RNA from Neodiprion fabricii, 985 nucleotides. Its product is annotated as holotricin-3-like. The transcript has 3 exons. The coding region runs from base 95 to 568 and encodes 157 amino acids. Lineage: Eukaryota; Metazoa; Arthropoda; Insecta; Hymenoptera; Diprionidae. The record is from RefSeq and is a predicted model, not a curated record.
UAGAAAAACAAGUUAGACCUAGGCGAUCUGGUAUAAAAGAAGUGCUUGUGCUGCGAAUGCUAUCAGUUCAGCAGAUCGUGUGAUAACCCAAAGCAUGAAGCUGUCGUUGAUGUUACUGGGGCUGCUAGUCCUGGCCACGAAUGCUCUAAGCCAGGAGUCAGCCUCUCCAACGAAAGUUGGCGAUACCAACGAAAUACCGGCAGGUGUCAUAAUCACCCAAGCACAGCCCAUCCAGGAACCAGCACAGACGGAAGAUAAGAAACUAAAUAAGCGUAGCUAUGGGUGGGGACCCUGGGAUUGGCCCGGAUAUAGUCACGGAUGGCCCUGGUACGUAUCCUCCUUUCUUCAGAACAUCUUUAAAACGCUGAACAACACUUUUUCUAUAGCGCCCGGAUGGAGUCACGGCUGGGGUCACGGAGGAUGGAGUGGCCACGGAGGUCACGGAGGUCACGGAGGUCACGGAGGGUAUGGUGGUCACGGAGGUGGUUGGCACGGGGGUUGGUACGGUGGUCACGGUUGGCCGUGGUGGUAUGGCGGGCAUGGCGGUGGCUGGCACGGGAAAUGGUAGACUAUUUGUUCUUUUCAUCUUCCACACGGUGGCCAAUAAGGCGGAGCGGACGAUGCCCCCGACGAAGGUCGCUGACAAUGAGCUCGUGAAUUUGAGGUCACUCUCUCACCCCGAGAAAGUGCGAUUCAAUGCGUCCCGUUAAACGCGGAGAAUAGUUAUCACCGUAACAUCGACGCGAGCCAUUUCCUGGUACACUCAACUAUUCAUCACCACGAUCCAGCUACCGUACAUUUAUCAUUUUACAUCAAUACUUGCGGCAAUUUUCAAUCAUCGUCACUUACAAUUAGUUUUUAUUUUUGUAUUAUGAUUAUUAUCAUUAUUCGUUGUUUAUCUUCGCAUUUUCAUGCUCGGUGUUAGAUUCGUUGUUUUUAACUAACUGUAUACUUGUAUCUACUCGGACAAUAAACUAAGCGAAUA